UGGUCUGACCGGUACCGGCUUCAGCCAGAUGAUACUACAACGUCAACCUCUGAUCGCUUUGCUUUAGCACGAUAUGCAUUACGCGGAACUAAAAAACGUGCUCGAAUAUUGUUUUAUGCGUCAUUUUGAUCAUUUUUUGUGACUGUUUUUUUGUUUAAUAUGCAAAACCACAAAUGCAUCGAAAUCAAGUGCGGUUUAUUUCAAAGCAUUGGUUUGACUUCUUUGUGCAGUUAAACGCAUAUUUUAUUAACGAUCUUUAGUUUUUUUUUUAGUUUCAUUGGUAUCAUAAGCACAAGGGCGUUGUUAUAAACUUAAAGCGUUAGCGCAUUCUGUCAUGACAUUAUCAUAAAACUCCGCAUUGCUUAUAGAUCGCAAAUUUGUUCCAACUCUUCUGUAAUGGUAAAGUCUCCUUUUCCACCUCUCAAAUCUGUUGGAAACUUGUGCGGAAUGAAACCCUCGUGCCGGGUCUUUCCAGCUGUUCGGAAACGUCACGUAACUACUACCCGGGCGACCGUGGCACCGCCCAGUGGGCGGGGCCGACUAUUGUAAACACGAAUAAGUAGUUGCGCUGCCGGGAAACUUUACAAUCGGCAGUGCACAAGAACAACACGUCGCAGGCCGUUUGCGAGCACGUUGGAUUCUCUUUGGAUAUAUUGUUUUGAUAUUUAAUUCAAGGAUUUUGCUCUCGCGCAGGUUCUAAGAUGCUGCAGGCUUGUUCUCCGUCGCACGACUGGCUCUGCGAGUCGGAACCGCUGCUUUUCGACGACGAGUUUUGUCUGAGUCUCAUGAAAGAUUUGCAGUCCAUCCCCACGCCGCCGCAGUCUCCUCCGAUGAAGCCCGGACUCGUAAAACCUCUGUCCACCGUGGAUCAGUUGGAGUUGGUAUCUGAACUUUUGAUGGAGGACAGCGACUUUCUGCAUUUGGACUGGAAUUGUGAUUUCACAGCUGCGGCGGCGGAGGAUCCGCUCUCGGACGACUGUCUGUGGCACACCGGCGGGGAUAAACAGAUGGAGGAUAAACUUUCAGCCGUCCUCUCCACGAGUCCCCUGCUAUCCGAUAUUGACACUCAGAUUUUUGCAGAAAUCGCCGGCUCUACGUUGGAUUGCCACAACGUGGCGCUCGCCUGUCAGGCUCUGGAGAGCGACGAUUUACCUCUUGAGAGAGAGGAACAGAUCGAGUCCACAUCAGACUAUGGUUCACUGUCCACCGGAGGAGAAUCAUCUGCUAGUGAUUCUGAUGAGGAGAUUGACGUUGUGACUGUCAGGCGGCCAAGCGCAUUGACACGCUCUCAACAUCAACAGCUUCUGGAGGAGCAGCAGCGUGCUCUCAAGCGCCAUCAUUUUGAAAUUCAACAACAACACAACUAUGCAGCGCCACGGCCACCUUCCCCUCCUCCGGCCCCGCCCUCUCCUUGUUCCACCCCUUCUAUUAAGCGCAGCCGCGUGCUUGGAGACUCCCAACGGAGCGCGCAGAACUCUGGGCGCUCCCGGAACCUCGCUUCACGCCAAGGGGCGGACAUGGAGGACGAGGAGGAGAGACGGCGGACGCACAACGUGAUGGAGAGGCACAGGCGCAACGAGCUGAAGAACUGCUUUCUGAGACUAAGGGACCACGUCCCCGAACUGUCCAGUAACGACAAAGCUUCAAAGGUUGUGAUUUUGAAGCGGGCUAAAGAUAGCAUCAGAAACCUGGAAGCAGAGAACAAGAGACAAAUUCAGGAAUUGGAGAGGCUUGAAGCCAGGAAUCUCCGAUUGAAAGCCAGACUAGACGAGAUUAAAAGACGUUGAACUUUUGGGGGAAAAUAAAUGUUUGGGACUACAUUAACCGGCUUUUGUUGGUGGUCAGAAGACGGUAACGGAGAUGUGUGCAAGCAAAGCAACACAUGUUGACUGACUGAAAAAUAUACCUCAAUGUCUGUGAGGAGAGUUUGGAUUGUUCUGUUUGAAAACAUGCAUGUUCAAUGCAAGAAUUGUUCUCAGUGUGGUGACUUUGCCAAAGUCAUGUGUUCACGAGUCUUAAUGUUUCAUAUACUGUAUGUUUAAAGAUUCAUUGCCAGUUAAAAUCCUGGUUAGCCUUAAAUCAACAUUACGCGUUCUACCGUUUCUUGUUAGCACAUUGUUAUAUUUGGGCUGGAUCCAAAGGAUGUUAAAAACAAGGGUCUGAAUGUAACCUGUUAAAAUUUUAAGAUGCUGUUGAUGUUAACUGGAAAUGUUUAGUAUAUUGGAUUUCCUGCGGUUUGGAGUUAAGGGGCGUGUUCAUCAAACUCUUGUUUUCAACUCCACGUGUCUUUCUCUGUUCAUUGUACUUUGUCAUUUAUUGUAUGUUCCUUCCCAUUUUUUGUCUACCUCUACCAGGAUAAUACCUGGUUAUUUUAUUGCCUUCAUAACGGCAAGUGUACAAUUUUUUUUUUCCAUGUAAAUACAACUUGUUAAUUAUGUAUCAUAAAUUAUUUAGUCUUUUUUUCUUGGUUUAUUUGCAGGUUUUGAAAAAAUAGUUAUGUUCUCGUCUGCACUUUCUUUUAUAAAGUAAUAAAGAAUGGGCAAUAUAA
This is a messenger RNA of Triplophysa dalaica, 2548 nucleotides long. It is a transcript of the gene mych, whose product is annotated as myelocytomatosis oncogene homolog. The record is from RefSeq and is a predicted model, not a curated record. The coding region runs from base 702 to 1787 and encodes 361 amino acids. NCBI's taxonomy places the organism in Eukaryota, Metazoa, Chordata, Actinopteri, Cypriniformes, Nemacheilidae. The transcript is spliced from 2 exons. Gene Ontology annotation, biological process: positive regulation of cell population proliferation; regulation of transcription by RNA polymerase II. Gene Ontology annotation, molecular function: DNA-binding transcription factor activity, RNA polymerase II-specific; protein dimerization activity; RNA polymerase II cis-regulatory region sequence-specific DNA binding.